AUGCGACGGCUGGCGACGCUCCACCUUCUCUCUGCGAAGAAACUGCAGGAGAGCCUUUCCGUGCGAGAGGGGGAGGUUCGCGACAUGCUCGAUGCAAUCGCUGCUGACGUUGCUGCUGCAGAUGUGACUAAAACAAGUGCUACUACUUCUGUUAGUAGCCGUGAUGCUGCUGGUGCCGCGAAAUCUGCCGCCGCUGCAGAGGAGGGGAUCGAGGUGCGAAGGUAUUUGAAUCGCGCUACGCUGAACAAUAUUCUCCGCCUUGCUGUCGGGAAGCGCUUCGGCUAUUCGUCAAUUCGCGGCGCGGCCGGCACCACGCCAAAGGCACUUCUCGACGCCGCGAUGCGCAUCGACUGGAACGAACGCAUCGCCGCAAUGAACGGGGCCCUCGGCACUGCUGCCGCGGCUGCCGUACCUCCAGAUACGGGGUCUGAGGCUUCGGUGGCAGCGGAAGAAGAUAAUUCGAAGUUACUAUCUCCUCUGACAGAGAACGUGGCGGGAGAUAACUCGUCGCCUUUGUCAGAGAAGACGGAAGGCGAAGUGGCUUUUGCGAUUAUCGAGGAGGGUUUCGCAGUUGCAGGAGCAUUCAAUAUCGCGGAUUACGUCCCUUUUCUGAGCUACUUGGACCCGCAGCGCAUGUACGCACGCGCGCAGCGCCUCGCGCCGCAGCUGCACGGCUUCAUGCGCGCGUGCAUCGAGGAGCGACGGCGGAUCGUGCUGAAGAAGGGAUGUUCCUCAAACGAAGGGAACGAGACGGCACUCGUUGACGUGUUGUUCGAGAUUGAAGGGGAGGGAGAGGAUGAGAUGGAUAAAGACGAGAUGCUGAUGCUCGCAGUUGACAUGAUGAUGGCCGGGACUGAUACCACUUCUAAGAUCGUGGAAUGGGCGCUUGCUGAGCUGGCGCAGCACCCUGACAUGCUGGAAAGGCUUCGAGCUGAGGUGGAUGAGUAUGCCAGCGUAACACUGGGUGGUUACCACAUCCCUCCCAACACCAUGAUCCAGAUCAAUGCUUGGGCUCUUGCACACGAUCCAACGGUCUGGAUCAACCCGCACGAAUUUGACCCCUCUAGGUUCCUUGAUCCUGCUGCUCCUGACGUGAGCGGGCAAAAUUUCAGCCUGCUGCCCUUUGGCUCGGGCAGGCGUGGAUGCCUCGGGACGAACCUGGGGUUGGAUCUGUCUGCCCGCCUGCUGGCGAAUUUCGUUCUGCGGUUUGAUUUCAAUCUGCCCGAAGAUGUUAGGGCAGCUGGAGGAGUGGACAUGACGGAAACUUUUGGGCUGACCAUGGCUCUUGCUAAGCCACUCAGGCUUGUGGUGAGGGAGAGAAAGCCAGUGGCAGGGACGGUGGUGACUGCUUCAGGAGCAUGA
Molecule: messenger RNA, 1362 nt
Organism: Closterium sp. Naga37s-1
Lineage: Eukaryota; Viridiplantae; Streptophyta; Zygnematophyceae; Desmidiales; Closteriaceae
Source: the annotation of a GenBank genome assembly